Monascus purpureus is the source of this 3154-nucleotide messenger RNA. The record is from the annotation of a GenBank genome assembly. NCBI's taxonomy places the organism in Eukaryota, Fungi, Ascomycota, Eurotiomycetes, Eurotiales, Aspergillaceae.
GGCGUUCCUCGCUUCAAUAACCUGGGCGCUCACGUCCGAGACGUUUGCGCUGUCCCUUCCCUUGCUCAACUCGUCCACGACUUUGGCUCCGUGAUCUAUUCUUAGCUGCUGUCCAGUCUUUCCCUGUGGAUCGAUUCCAUCCAGCGAAAGUGGUAGCGGAUUCUCAGGAUUUCAACCGGGUUUGCUGGUUAUUUGCUACUGUGUGAUAUUGUCCAGAACUACGCUACCUAGAUUUUGGACCAUGUCCUGUUCUCCACCCUGACUCUGCCUCAGGGAUAUCUCGUCCGAGCCGGUUCCUAGGAUUCCUUGCAACGGCCGCAACUGAAACUCGAAAGAUACCAACGGACACGUCCCAUAUCGCGAGGAGACUAGGUUCGCUGGAAAGUGGCCUGCAACUCCGCAGUUUAUUAGUCCCGUAAACCCCCCCAAAGCGAAGAGGUCACGGAGGAUAAACCUUGCGAAUCGGACAAUGUUGGCUUCUAAAUCACCCUACUCAGCCUCGUUGGGCAUGACGACCACUCCGACGCAAACCCAACCUUAUCACACUGGGACGCCGGAAAGAUCGGUCGCGGCGGCAAGCGCCCAGGAGGGGUCAGUGUUCACAACUCCAACGGAAUCUGGGCUUUCUGAUGGGAACGAUAGACUUGAUUCCGUCAGGUCGUGGGAUGAAAAUCAGGUAGUAGCAUGGCUACACAGUAUAAACUGUGGGCAAUAUGAAUCCCUAUUCAAAGCAAACAAUUUCAAUGGCGAUAACCUCAUCGAAUGCGACCAAAAAAUCCUACAGGAAAUGGGUAUCAAGAAGAUCGGCGACCGUGUGCGCAUCUUUGUUGCUAUUAAGCAGCUCAGAAACAAAGCAGUGUCUAAUCUCAAAAAGCGCAAUAUGAACUCGUUGAUGACCCUAGAAGCAACUACUUAUAUAUCUGCCUCAGAAUCUCGUAGCCCGCCCAUCUCUCGCCAACGAACGUUGAGUAAUCGUCGGUUGGGUGAUAGUUCUUUGCAUGGCUAUAACACCCCAACCGCUGCCACAGGUGGAAAGCCAUCUUCCCGACCUACAUCACCCCCCGCAGCAGAUAUCGAGCGCUCACGCUCUCAGCGAUAUGCAACCUCCAGUUCGAACGAGCAAAGUAUGGGCUUCUCGAAUAAUCAAUCAUCUGCUGGCUCCAGUACUACCCGAGGCGCAGGCGAUGUGAACCAGACCGCGAACACUCAUUUGAGACAGAACCCCAGUAUCGACGGUUUGACGAUGAGUCCUCUACCUGCAAAUUCUCCUGUUAUUAGGGUCAUAUACACAGGUGGCCAGACUAAAGUCUUGAACAUCCAGCGCUGCAAGUCUUCUGAUGAAAUCAUUCUUUGUGUCCUAAAGAAACUGCAGCUUCCUGAAUAUCAGUACCGGAACUACUGCUUUUAUGUACUAGAUGGCAUUGAUCCCGACCCCUCGAAGUGCAGAAGGCUUACAGAGUCGGAGCUCAUGGAGAUAUGCGGCGAUGCCAACAGACCUGAGCGUGGCCGUUUGAUUUUGAGGAAGGUACACGCUGGUGAACCGGAGCCUGAUGAGCUUCACCGUGCAGCUCAACUUGCAGGCGAUGAAAGUCAGAGAAAUACCGGCGGUAUGCGGAACCCCCUUAAAAAGAUUGAACAGCUUACCGGUGAAUCCUGGCAUAAUAUCAAACAACCGACAUCCCCAAACACGUCUCGACAACAUCAACCCCAAAUCAGCGUAGAACGUCAAUCUGGCUCGAAACUGCGGUCGUUCUUUGGUGCUAGGCCACCAAGUGAAAUGAUUAUUCAUGAGAUCACAUCAUAUUUCCCCAGCCACCACCGGGAGGAUAUUGAGAAGACUAUGCGUAUGUCAGUUCGGAGGUCUCAACGUCUCAGUCGGGCUGCAAGUCGGUUGAGCGUCGUCAGCAAUCUAAGCUAUGUAUCUAGCUUAAAGGAUGCACCUCCAAUUCCCAGCAUCGCCGAUACCUGGCUCAAUCAGGGAGCGCCGCCUACUCGAGCCUCACGACCGCUCUCGGUUUCAAAAUUUAAUUUGCCUCAAACGGUCUAUCGAGAUUCAAUCGCGUCCAGUACUCUCCAGCCCCUCCAGGAGGAAUCCUCCAUCGAACCGAAUCGCGAGUCAUACGUCUCUUUUGCUAGUUCUGAUGACCCCAUCGGGUCACGUCAGAGCCUUGUUGACGAGAGCGCCAGUAUUGCAACGACGGACGGUGGCUCUCUUAAUGAACGACUGAGUGUCCUUGUCGCAGAAGAUGGGGAAGAGGAAGAUGCUGGUCUUAACGAUUUCCUGGCUGGGAACAAUUUCGCGCCUUCGAGUUGGAUGAAAGGGUCUUUGAUUGGUGAAGGAUCUUUUGGGAGUGUUUUCCUUGCCCUCCACGCUAUCACUGGAGAGCUCAUGGCUGUGAAACAAGUCGAAAUUCCCUCAGCCACAAAAGGUACCGAAUUCGACCAACGGAAGAACAACAUGGUUGCCGCACUUAAACAUGAGAUCGAGCUUCUCCAAGGACUUCAUCACCCCAACAUUGUGCAGUAUUUGGGCACUUCCGCGGAUGAUGAACAUCUGAAUAUUUUUUUGGAAUAUGUGCCUGGAGGCUCUAUCGCCACCAUGCUCAAACAGUACAACACCUUCCAAGAACCUCUGAUCAAGAACUUUGUCCGCCAAAUUCUAGCCGGCCUUUCCUAUCUCCAUAGCUGCGAUAUCAUCCACCGGGAUGUCAAGGGCGCCAACAUUCUAGUUGACAACAAGGGCGGUGUUAAGAUAUCCGACUUCGGUAUUUCCAAACGGGUGGAGGCCUCCACUGUACUAGGAUCUCGAGCCAGCAAUGGAGGGGGCCAUCUACAUCGACCCUCUCUCCAAGGCAGUGUAUACUGGAUGGCGCCAGAAGUUGUCCGUCAGACUGCACAUACCAAGAAAGCCGACAUCUGGAGCCUAGGUUGUCUGGUCGUGGAGAUGUUCCUCGGCGCCCAUCCCUUCCCUGACUGCAGCCAGCUGCAAGCCAUUUUCGCUAUCGGUAGCAAUAAGGCACGGCCUCCACCCCCGGAAAAUGCGAGCAAGGAAGCUGUAGCUUUUCUGGACAUGACCUUCCAAAUUGAUUAUGAGAAGCGGCCGACCGCAGACGAAUUGCUGGAAACUCCGUUUCUGACAACACCUGUGGUAUAA